Molecule: messenger RNA, 1751 nt
Organism: Apis dorsata (giant honeybee)
Lineage: Eukaryota; Metazoa; Arthropoda; Insecta; Hymenoptera; Apidae
Gene: FMRFaR
Product: FMRFamide receptor
Exons: 4
Coding region: 178-1509 (443 amino acids)
Biological process (GO): G protein-coupled receptor signaling pathway
Cellular component (GO): membrane
Molecular function (GO): G protein-coupled receptor activity
Source: RefSeq, a predicted model, not a curated record
CAUUCAUUGAGUAAAUAUUUCUUUAAUAUAGAAAUUAAUUAAUAUAUAAAAAGAAUUAAUAUGUAUAAAUAUAAUAAAGAUAAAAAAUAAUCAAAAAUGGUGACGUAAGAGCUAAAUAAAACGAAGAACACUAAUGAAGAAUCGGGCGAAAAAGUGAAACGAAGGUAGUUGAAAACGAUGGAAAUAAACCUCGAAGUUUUGAACUACACUAAUUACUACAAUGCUAGUCAAUUAUCGAAAAAUUUAUCGAUCGAGGAGAAUACGAGAGAACCACUUGAGUGUAAACAAGAAAUCAAUUCGAGCGGUCUCUUCGAUUUCAUUAUUUAUGGUAUAUUAGUAAAUUUGAUCGGAAUUUUUGGAAUAUUUGGCAACGCGAUCUCGAUGAUUAUUCUUUCGAGGCCGCAAAUGAAAUCAUCGAUUAAUUAUUUGCUAAUUGGUCUAGCCAGAUGCGACACCAUGUUAAUUAUCAUUUCGAUAUUGAUUUAUGGCUUAAUCGCAAUUUACACAUACACUGGCCUGCUGUUCGACUAUAGGUUCAUCGUCUACCCGAAGAUAGUCCGAUUCUUAUAUCCAUUAUCAUGUAUGGCACAUAUAGCAACGGUAUAUUUGACUCUGACUGUGACACUUGAGAGGUAUAUCGCAGUAUGUCACCCCUUACAAGCUAGAUCUUUUUGUACAUAUGGACGAGCUCGAUUAGCUGUGGUGAUUAUUUUGAUAUUUUCCUUUUUUUACAAUUUACCAAAAUUUUGGGAAGUAGAGUACUACACAGAAACUCAUUGGAAAUACAAUGUUACUGUAUAUUGCGUGUAUCCAGCUGAUUUAAGAAGCAACAAUUUAUAUGUCACACUUUACGUCCAUUGGAUGUAUUUCUUUAUUUGUUACCUUUUUCCUUUCCUUGCUUUAGUGAUCUUCAAUGUAGCUAUUUAUCGAAGAGUGAGAAAAGCGAACAGAGAUUUGCAACAGCUUUCACGACAUCAGAGACGUGAAAUUGGAUUAGCAACAAUGUUACUUUGUGUGGUGAUUGUUUUCCUAAUUUGCAACAUCCUACCACUUGCUUCAAAUAUUCAUGAGACUUUCCUCAAUGAUCCACCACUUUGGCUAGUACAGACAGGCAAUCUUCUUGUGACAAUUAAUAGUAGUAUCAAUUUCAUUAUCUACGUGAUCUUCGGUAGAAAAUUCAAGAGGAUAUUUCUAAAGUUAUUUUGCAGUUCAAAACUAUUCGGACCUGGAAGAGAUAGUCCAGAAUUCCAUUAUGACGAAUCAAUCGUUACUAAUAUGACCAAUAUAGAAAGAAACUCUAUCAGACAUUGUCACCUUAACAGAUCGAGUACUAUCAAUAGAAAUAACAAUAUUUCAAAUGGUAGUACACGACAGAGUGUCAAAAUGUCGGGAAGACCUGCCAGUCCAGGACCUUGUAUUUAUUAUCCUGCAAGAAGUCCUAGUCAGAUAUCCAGAACAUCGAACACGCAAAAUGGAUGGAAUAAAAAAGAUGUAGAUUCUACGCUAUAAAAAAUUUUAAAUAAUUUAAUUUCAAUAAAUCGACCAGUUAUUAAUCAACAACGAAUACUUCUUUAUUAGGCAAAAUAAAAUGAGAAAAUUUUUUACAAAUGAAAACCAUUUGAAUCGAAUACAUUCGAUUAAGUUUGAAAGUAUAGAUGUUUAUCUUUAUCAUCGAUAAAUAUUAAUAUUCAAAUAAAAUCAUCGAAUAAUUUUAAAUUUAUUUUUAUAUGCUAUUAAAUCUAAUAAUAAUC